AGGUCAACAAAAAUAAAACAUUAUGAAAAACAGGGGAAUCGAUUUAUGUAUUACUCUUUUUAUGGUUGGGGAAUGCCAACGUUAUUAACAACCAUAACAGUUGUUUUAACAAAGUGUCGAGUUUUGCCAAAAAGUCUCCGCCCAAAUUUUGGACACGGCCGAUGCUGGUUUACCUAUGAUGCUAUUGGAUCUGCAAGCUUACUUUUUUUUUCUGGACCAGUUGGAUUACUCUUUACCAUUAAUUUGGUUUUAUUUUUAAUGACAAUGAAAUAUUGCAAUAAAGUAAAAACCGAAAUAUAUAGGAUGCAAAGCUCAGAGAUGGAUAAGCCUGCACUAAAAAGUCGUUUCUUUAUUGACAAGACUCGUUUUGUAAUGAACACUAAGUUGUGCAUCGUUAUGGGCAUAACAUGGCUUUUGGAAAUUGUCAGCAUUCUAUUCUAUGACCAUAAAAAAACUUUUUUCUGGUCAAUUAGCGACUGCUUCAAUGUACUUCUUGGAGUCUUUGUAUUUUUUAUUUUUGUAUUUAAAAAGCGAAUAUGGCUGGAAGUUUUAAAAAAACUUGGUCCAGCCCUGCAGCGCUCGGCUAAGCGCAGCUCGCGGAUUGUUAACGCGGCGAAACUGUUCACCGCCUCCCACAUGCUCUUUCUCUCCAUCAUAAAGCGUCUGCACACGAACAGGAUGUAA
This is a messenger RNA of Drosophila willistoni, 684 nucleotides long. Its product is annotated as G-protein coupled receptor Mth2-like. The record is from RefSeq and is a predicted model, not a curated record. The transcript is spliced from 3 exons. Bases 46 to 684 code for a protein of 212 amino acids. Gene Ontology annotation, biological process: G protein-coupled receptor signaling pathway; cell surface receptor signaling pathway. Gene Ontology annotation, molecular function: G protein-coupled receptor activity. Gene Ontology annotation, cellular component: membrane. NCBI's taxonomy places the organism in Eukaryota, Metazoa, Arthropoda, Insecta, Diptera, Drosophilidae.